Messenger RNA from Aspergillus udagawae, 570 nucleotides. RefSeq names its product Arf family GTPase SAR1 (gene sar1). The coding region runs from base 1 to 570 and encodes 189 amino acids. The record is from RefSeq and is a predicted model, not a curated record. Gene Ontology annotation, cellular component: endoplasmic reticulum exit site; COPII vesicle coat. Gene Ontology annotation, molecular function: GTP binding; GTPase activity. Gene Ontology annotation, biological process: vesicle organization; intracellular protein transport; membrane organization. The transcript has 6 exons. NCBI's taxonomy places the organism in Eukaryota, Fungi, Ascomycota, Eurotiomycetes, Eurotiales, Aspergillaceae.
AUGUGGAUCAUUAACUGGUUCUACGAUGUCCUGGCUUCCCUUGGUCUCCUUAACAAGCAUGCCAAGCUUCUGUUUCUUGGCCUCGACAAUGCCGGCAAAACUACCCUUUUGCACAUGUUGAAGAAUGACCGUGUCGCGACCCUCCAGCCUACGGCGCACCCGACAUCGGAGGAACUUGCCAUCGGCAACAACCGAUUCACAACGUUUGAUUUGGGCGGUCACCAGCAGGCGCGCCGCCUGUGGAAAGACUACUUCCCCGAGGUCAGCGGGAUUGUCUUCCUCGUCGACGCCAAGGAUCACGAGCGCUUCCCCGAGUCCAAGGCUGAGCUCGACGCCCUCCUCGCCAUGGAGGAGCUGGCCAAGGUGCCCUUCCUCAUCCUCGGAAACAAGAUCGAUCACCCCGAUGCUGUUAGCGAGGACGAGCUGAGACAUCAGCUUGGUCUGUACCAGACCACGGGUAAGGGCAAGGUGCCGCUGGAGGGGAUCCGGCCCAUCGAGGUGUUUAUGUGCAGUGUUGUUAUGAGACAGGGAUACGGGGAAGGUAUCAGGUGGCUAUCCCAAUACGUCUAA